This is a messenger RNA of Capra hircus (goat), 1283 nucleotides long. It is a transcript of the gene LY6G5B, whose product is annotated as lymphocyte antigen 6 complex, locus G5B. The transcript is spliced from 3 exons. The record is from RefSeq and is a predicted model, not a curated record. Lineage: Eukaryota; Metazoa; Chordata; Mammalia; Artiodactyla; Bovidae. Gene Ontology annotation, cellular component: external side of plasma membrane. Bases 17 to 610 code for a protein of 197 amino acids.
CUCUCCCCAGAAGUCCAUGAUGAAGGCCCACAUGCUUAUAGGUGCACUGGUCAUGGUGGGCUUCACGGUGGGAAAGGCUCCUGUUUCUGAAGUCCGGACCUGCCACCUCUGCCUCUUAGAAAAUCCUGCUGUAGGAUGCAUUUCAGGCUCAGAGAAGUGCACUAUCAGCAGCUCAUCCCCGUGCAUGGUGAUCAGCAUCAACUAUGAGAACAAAGCUCGCUUCUUAAUCCGAGGCUGUGGACAACACAAUUCCUACCGCUGCCAAGAAAACCUCCCCACCUACAUCUCAGAGUACUGGUACUCGGCCCAGUGCUGCCAGUAUGACUACUGCAACUCCUGGUACAGUCCCCAGCUCCAGAGUGCCUUGCCUGAGCCCCCUGACAGGUCCCUGGCUCUGCCCCUGUCUCAGUCCCAGAUCCUGUGGUUCUACCAAACCCUGAACCUGUCACUGCCCCUGCCCAGCUUCCCUGCUGGGGAGGAGCCUUCUGAAGGCCUGGACCCCCUGGCUGGCCCACCCGUGAAUCUGAGUUUGUCCAUUGCUGACCUGCGCAGCAUAUACCUGUUCCUCAACAGUUCUGGACUUUUGACUCUUCCCUGGGCUGGUCCCUGACAUCUUUCCCUGCGCAGAUAGAUUUCUCUCUGGUCUAGCGUCUCACUCCUGGCACCCCAGCAUCAUGCAUUGUCUUCUCAGAACACUCCCACUCUUGGGUCUGUAAGUUCUCAGUCUUCCUUUCUUUUGCCUUUCCUUUGUCCUUCCGGUGUCCGUAUGGUUUUGGUCUCAUCUCCUCCCCCAAAAAAGCAGUUGGCAGUGUACCCAGAGCCCUUCGACCACCUAGAAUAUAAUCUCAAAUGUGGAUUCUGCCUAGGCUGACCUGGGUAAAGGAACAAUGGUUUUCUCAACAUUGUCCUGUUAACUGAAUGUCCCAUCACCCCCAUCCCACCCCCCAUCUUCCUGAUCUCUCUCAGUCUGGCUGUUUCCACUCUGCUAUACCUAGCUAGUUCAGUCUGUGCCAGACUGAACUUGCAUCAGAAAGGGUGAGAGCUGGACUUCGUGAAGGUUUCCUGACUGAGCAGUGUGGCGCCCCUCCUUCACUGUCUACCCCCCAUGCUCCUGCCUGGUCAGCUGCCUGCUCUCAUCUCUUUUCCCAGUCUCUGGCUUCCUCAGCUCCGCUUCACAUCCCUGAGCCAUGACACCCACUUGCACAGAUUCCCAGGGAGAGGAGGGGGUCUGUCCCUUGUUCUGCACUCCCUAGUCCUCCUCCACAAUAAACAAACUGCCCAGA